Zingiber officinale is the source of this 654-nucleotide messenger RNA. Its product is annotated as zinc finger CCCH domain-containing protein 13-like. The transcript has a single exon. Lineage: Eukaryota; Viridiplantae; Streptophyta; Magnoliopsida; Zingiberales; Zingiberaceae. Bases 1 to 654 code for a protein of 217 amino acids. The record is from RefSeq and is a predicted model, not a curated record.
AUGGUCGAUGCGAGAAGGACGUGGUUGUCGUUCGCAAGGCUGUUCAGUAGCUACAUCGCGAGGAGAGGAAAAGAGGUGGCUGCCGGCGGUGAGGGAGAAGGCAGCAGCAGCGCCUAUCUUGUCCAGCGGCGGCAUCAUGAGGAGGACGAGGGGAGCAGAUGGCGGCGAACCGCCCGGUGGCCACGUCGCAAGGAGAAGGAGGACGAGAAGGCUGUCGUCGCUACGAGGAGGAGGAAGAAGCGCUGCGAGGAGGAGGAAGAAGAGAGGGUUGUCGUCGCUAUGGCCGGCGCUGCGAGGAGGAAGGAGCGCUGCCAGGAGGAGGAAGAAGAGAGGUCUGUUGCCGGCGUUGUGAGGGUGGCGGCGAGAGAGAGGGAGCGGCACAGUGAGGAGAGGGAGAGGGAGAGGGAAAAUGUUCCUAUUGGCGGCGGAGAGAAAGAGAAGGAGAGGGAGGAGUGGUGGAGGCCAACGACCGCGCGUCGGCGCCGGCGAGGGUGUCACCGGAGGGAGGAAGAAGGAUCUCUUCCUUCUGUUGGCAACGGACUCCCAAAACACGCACGAACAAAACUCCCCCCUCCCUUUGCUACAGUGUCACACCUAAAACCCCAAAACUCCACACAUGUCAAAAGACAAAAUUGCCCCUCCUCCCCAUCAUAA